AUGUAUAAAGAAACGAUUUGUAUUCUUCUAUUACAAAUAACAAUCAUCAAUUGUUAUACUUUUCAAUCUUCGAUUGAUAAUUUACUUUAUAUCAAAAAUACGUCGACUCUAUUUGCAAUAUCUUCCUCGCAUUUGUAUCAAUUGCAUUGGUCAACAACAAAUCAAACUCUCCUUCUGCUACAUCGACGUGUUCAACUUCAUUCAUCCAUUGAUAAUACAGAAUAUGGCGUUAGUGUUUUUGUUUACGAUCAAAUUAAACAAUUGUUAAUCAUCUGUGCACGUUCAAUUAUCGGUCGUUGUAUUCUCUACGAUGCAAAUGAUAUCAGUCGAACUUACAUACUCGACUCAUCCGUCGAAACCAAUUAUCUCGGUUGUUUGUCGGGUUGUUAUACAUUCAUGUCAACAAAUAUCAUUCGUUCAGCGUUGAAUGGUAACCGUCUUGAAAGCAAUGGUAACAUAAUUAAUUCUCAAAUUGAAUUGCGCAAAGAUUUGCUUAGCUAUAAUAUCAAAUAUCAGUUAGAGUCAAGUGAUAAUACAUUGAUAACAUCUCUAACGUUCUUACCCGAACAUUUAAUAACGAAAAACAAUUAUGAAUAUAUUUACGGGUUCGAUUAUGAACAAUAUACGUACUAUAUAUUGAAAUCCUCACGUAUCGCACGUUUAUGUCAGUCUACUAUUGCAAUGCGUGUUACGUACGAUGAAGUACCAUUGUUAAAUUGUCGUAAUACAAGUGAGAAAACAUCGAUUAUUAUUACAGGAGCGUUUUAUUCGUUUGAUCAACUGACGAGUUUAUAUGUUAUUUUUGAUAAUUUCGUUUGUAUGUAUUCGAUGAAUGAAAUUUUGCGUGCGUUUCAAGCAUCAAAACUUCAAUGCCAACAAGGUAAUGGUCAUCGUCUAGAUCAUAUCGUUGAUAGUGUCGAAACUCGGCCAAAAUGCGAAAAAACUUUAGAGCAAAAUCAAACAGAUGUUAAUGAAUGUGCGUGGCAACCAUAUCGAAUAAAUACUUAUGUGGAUGGAAUGAUUGGAGCAGUUGGAGAGAAGAUCUAUGAUACAAUGGCAAAAAACGUUAAAAUUAGUUUUAUUUUUGCUCAAGAAGAUAUUGUAAUUAUGAGUACGAAUGAACGAAAAGUGUUGAAGUUAAUCCGGUCAAAUCAAACAACACUUUAUCUGUUGCAUGAAGCUGUCUAUCAUACUGAGCCGUUUAAUCCGCAGUACGUAAUUGACUAUGAACAUGAGUCAUUAAUCUUUGCUGUUGGAGCUGAGCUCCAUCGAUAUGCGUAUAAUUCUUGUUCAAUCUACGAAACAUGUCGUUCGUGUAUUGGCAGCCGACGGUAUGAUAGUAAAUCGUGCAUAUGGUUCGAUGGUAAAUGUUCGUUAUCGUCGAAUUCAUUGAUAUUCAAUCGUGGAUGUCCACCGACAGUCGAUCAAAUAAUACCGAAAACUAUCAGCGUCAAUAACGAACGAGUUACACUAGUCAUAAUUGGUUUAUUCGAAGGCGUACACGCACAUUUAGUGAACGUUUCAGUCAAAUAUCCUUCAUUGGGCUACAUGCAAACUAUUUGUACUAUAGAAAGUGUUGGAAAUGAUAGUUUAACGUGUAAUUUAACAAUUCCACGGCAAUCGGCCAGUGGAAUCAUUUCGUUAGAUAUUAAACCUAAUCGUUCGUUAGCUCUGGGUGACACGGAUCUCUUGGGAAGCAUUGAAUUAUCGGAUAAACUAAAUAUCUAUAUACCUAAACCAAUUCUCGUGCCAAAUUUCGGUCCAGCUGCUGGUGGAACAAAGAUUCGUCUACAAAAUUUAGCGUUUGACGAAAGUCUAGAUCUGUUUUCAACAAUGAAAAUCUUCCUAGGAAACAAGCAAUGCCACAUAACUGAAAUAACCUCCGACGAAAUAGAAUGUAUCAAUCAGGCGUGUACAAAUAAUUCUGAGCGAUUAGAAUUGAGUAUUCAACUGAAUGAGAAAAGAUGGCAAUUAGAAAGAGCAUACUUCCAAUGUCGUCCGGAUCCGAUGGUUUUCGAUUGGUAUCCGAAAAAAUCAAUUUUAAGUGGUGGAUUCAAACUAAUCGUCAAUGGACAAGAUUUGAAUGUCGUACAAAUGCCUAUCAUGAAAUUUGUUUACAAUAUAUCAGAUUAUGAGUUUAUUUCAUUAUGUGAAUCGACUUCAAGUACACAAAUGAUCUGUCUAUCACCUGCGAUCGAUCGAAAUCUUGGUUUAAGUCCGCCGAUUGACCUUGACGUCAUGUUCUUCAUGGAUAACAUCAAGAUCAUUCCCGAAGAUAAUAUUCUAACAAUUGUUGACGAUCCAAUUUAUUUCCCAUUCAAAGAUUACGUUCAAGAAAUCAAUUCGACGAACAUUAUCAAAUUCGAAGGAGCAAAUCUUGCUGUUACACACUCGUUAGAUCUUAUUGACGUGCAGAUCGACAAUAUUCACAAUGCUUGCUUGCCAAUGAACUUGACGGAUACGUAUCUCACGUGUACGUUAUCGAAAGCAGCACUGAAUAAUCUCAAAGACUAUGAAGCUAAUAUUGACAUUCGUAUUGGAACAAAUCUAACAUUUUUAAUUGGUAAAAUUAUCAUUCAAAAUCGUACGGAUUCAUAUUCUGGAUUAUCCAUUCCGUACUUAACGAAACAAAUCGGUUCCUGGACAAUAUUGAUCUUAAUUAUUUUAACAUCAAUCACAAUAUUGAGUUUAUUAUUUCUGUUUGUUAUAUUUAUUCGUCGUCGUUAUUUUCAAUUUUCGGAAAAAUACCACAAACAAACGAAACCUCCGCAAUAUUACCAGGAUGUCUGGUGUGAGUUAGGUAAAAAAUGGCAAAUCAACUCGAAGCAUCUAACUGUAGCAGAAAAGAUUGGUCAAGGUUGUUUUGGUGAUGUUUAUCGAGGAGAACUGAAACAGAAUGAUAACAAACCACUCGAAGUUGCAAUUAAAGUUCUUCGCGAUCAGAACGUGGCGUCAAUGCAUGAGUUUUUAUUCGAAGCCAAUCGAAUGAAAGAUUUCUCACAUCCGAACGUUCUCUCAUUGAUCGGUGUCGUAUGGGAUCCUGUGCGGAAAGCAAUGGUACUGUUACCUUAUAUGAAAAAUGGUGAUUUAAGAAGUUAUAUAUUAAGUGAAAAGAAUCGACCAACUGUACGACAGCUAAUAACAUGGGGAAUACAAGUUGCUGAUGGAAUGGAAUAUUUAUCAUCGUUGAAAUUUAUCCAUCGGGAUUUAGCAACACGAAAUUGUAUGUUGGAUGAGAAUCUAAUCUGUCGAAUAUCGGAUUUCGGUCUUAGUCGAGACAUUCUCGAUCGAGAUUAUUAUCUUGUACCACGAACAACGACAAAAGAAAGAAACGGACAAGUUAUACAAAUGCCACCGAGACGAUUGCCAAUCCGAUGGCUUAGUCCUGAAUCAAUUGAAUCGUCAAAAUAUACCAUUCAAUCCGAUGUGUGGUCCUAUGGCGUUCUUCUUUGGGAAUUAUUAAGUCGUGGUAAAACGCCAUAUCCUGGAAUUGACAAUGCUGAUAUCUUUACAUAUGUUAAGAACGGCUAUCGUCUUCCUCAACCUACUUAUUGUCCUCCACUGCUCUAUAAAUCAGCGAUGAUAGUUUGUUGGAAUGCAGAUCCACUGAAACGUCCAACUUUCACUCAACUCGCUCACGAUAUUCGUCAUAUUCUUCAACAACUCGAACUCGAACAGCAACAACAGAAACAAAUGGCACACAAUCAACCAUCCUCGUCUGCUGAUGACGAAGAUACAACUAUUGUCGAGCGUUAUCCAGCCGAUCGAAAACUCAAACGAUUAUCAACCACGUCCUUGUCAUCAUCAGCGAGCACCACUGGACAAUAUAUAACGACCCCUCAUCGUCAAUCUGAAAAUAUCCAGUUACUAUUCGAUCGUGGCGCUGAUGAUGAAGAUUCAUAUGCAGUUGCAGUUAAUUCAAGUGCUGAUGUUUUUAGUACAACGAGAUUAUUACCUCGAUAUACAGAAAUAAGCAUUGCUGAAGAUGCAUAA
Molecule: messenger RNA, 3993 nt
Organism: Adineta ricciae
Lineage: Eukaryota; Metazoa; Rotifera; Eurotatoria; Adinetida; Adinetidae
Source: the annotation of a GenBank genome assembly